This is a messenger RNA of Rotaria socialis, 876 nucleotides long. The record is from the annotation of a GenBank genome assembly. NCBI's taxonomy places the organism in Eukaryota, Metazoa, Rotifera, Eurotatoria, Philodinida, Philodinidae.
AUGUCGACUGAAAACACCAUUAUUAAAGACAAGCCCAUUGCUGAUCGAACUAUUCAUUUUUUGAUCCCACCCCUUUCUGCAGAUGAACCAUCCCAUAUUCUUAGUUUACCUGAAACAUUUGCUAUACAACAGAGCCCGUUGGAAAUACCAUUACCAUCAGGAAAAUAUAUUCUUGCUCCAAGUCCAAUUCAUUAUUAUGAAUCAGUUCAACCACAAAUGAAUAGUAUUAUAUCUUCAGCUGAAGGUUUGAUUGAUCCUUUAACAUCGGAAAAUUUUAUUCAUAUAGUAGAAAAUCUAUCUGAAUAUUCAAUUCCUUGUCCGAUUUUACAAAGUCAUGUUGAUAAAUCAACAUCGAUGGUUUCCAUGGAUGAUUUCGAUGAUAUCACAUCGAAUCAACCGAUGACAGAAUAUUAUUUUCGUUCAAGUCCAUCCUAUUAUGAUCCAAUUUGUGAAUAUUCAUCAUCAGCAAUUGAUGAUCCAAAUUUAUUUAUGCACCACGAACAGCUAACAUCCUAUUUAAAUAAUUCAAGUAAUAGUUCAUCACAAUGUGAGGUUAAUUAUCAAUGGGCAACAUUACCUGUUACAAUGGCAUCGUCGAAUGAUACGAAUUGGAAAAAAGUUCGCUCGAAUGGAAAUUCUAAUAAUAAAAUCAAAGCACGAAAUAGUCGAAAACGCACGAAAUUUUCUAAUGAUGAUCUUGAAAUAUUAAAUUUAUUUUUUGAAAGCAAUCCCAUGCCAACGCGAACAGAUAUAUCAAUUUUAUCAGAAAGACUUUCUUAUCCACGUUAUAUUAUACAAGUAUGGUUUUAUAAUAAACGUCAAUCACUUAAACGAGGCAGCUGCUCGUCAUCUCGAUUAGAUAGAAUUAUAGAAUGA